This is a messenger RNA of Pteropus alecto (black flying fox), 1861 nucleotides long. RefSeq names its product family with sequence similarity 219 member B (gene FAM219B). The record is from RefSeq and is a predicted model, not a curated record. Lineage: Eukaryota; Metazoa; Chordata; Mammalia; Chiroptera; Pteropodidae. Bases 823 to 1416 code for a protein of 197 amino acids. The transcript is spliced from 5 exons.
GAUUUGGCAAUUCCUACAAGAAUCUGGAGUUUCUUUCUAGCCAGCUACAAACACAUCUCUUGGGGGGCCAAAGAAGUCAAGAGCAGUGACAGCACCGUGCCCUGCCACACACAGACUCAGCGCACUUUCACUCUCUUUUCUACGGCCUAUUUUUAUUUUAGCUGUACGACAGUGCAUUAUAUCCACAUUUUAAAAUGUGGAAACUGAGGACUAGAGAGGGUCUGGCCUCGUCCAAGGUUUCAGACAACGCGUAGUGUUGGGAAUCACGUGCGUUUGGCGAUAGCUCGAUUAGUCCAGGCACUGCCUCUAGUUACGUGACCUCUGAUAGGUCCUUGAACCUCUCUCGGGCCCGUUUCCUUUUCUGGAGAAGAACGCUAAUAUCUCCCUUUCUCAUACAGCCCUUUUCGGUUUAACCCAAACUCUCCCAGCCCUGCCCUUGGGGAGUUCCGGGUUUGGCGAUACGACCCGCGAGACACCGCAGAGAGCAUGUGGGAGCAGGGACGUAAAGGGCUCGGUCUGCGGGAGCACACUCUCUAUGAAUACUGAUAUGUGACUUUGACUACAGACGGACUGGACGCGAUAGCCCCACCUUCAGAGGGACUACAAGAACCUCAGGGCGCCGGAAAAGGAGGAGGGAAACUACCCUGUCCCUACAAAAGCGAAAGCUAUGCCACGCCCACAGGAGGCGGGGCCGGAAGCUCGUGUGAGUACGACCUGCGCCUGCGCACUGCCAUCUUGUUCAAAGACCCCUCCCUCCGUCCGGGCUGUCGGCUGGUUAGCCACACAGCUGGGUCCCGCAAAUCGGCAGGGCGUGGCCAGGCCAUGGCGACCGCGGAGCCCAGUGGGCACGCGGCGCCGGCUUCAACUCCAGGACCUGGGCCCGGCGGGGUUCCGGGCCGCGUGGCAGGAGCUGCGGGGGCGCCCUCUGGGCGAAGUGGCCGCAGAGUACCCCGGGUGGGGGAGCGGACCCCGGCGGCUGUGGAGAAGCGGGGCCCGUACAUGGUGAUGCGCGUACCUUCCAUUCAGGCCAAGCUGCAGAAGCACCGGGACCUGGCCAAGGCCGUUCUGCGAAGAAAAGGCAUGCUGGGGGCCUCGCCGAACCGCCCCGACUCUUCAGGGAAAAGGUCAGUGAAGUUUAAUAAGGGCUAUACUGCUCUUAGUCAGAGUCCAGAUGAAAACCUGGUGUCCCUCGACUCUGACAGUGAUGGGGAGCUGGAAUCCAGAUACUCCUCCGGGUAUUCCUCUGCAGAGGCAAGUCCAGAAUGCCUUCCUGUGUGGGGCCAGGCUUCAGGCAGUGUCAUCACCACUGCUAAAUGCUUGUCCGGUGCCUGCUACAUGCAUGGCACUAUGCCAGACUUCGCAGGUGAACCAGGAUGUGAGCCGCCAGCUGCUCCAGGAUGGGUAUCACCUGGAUGAGAUUCCAGAUGAUGAGGACUUGGACCUCAUUCCCCCCAAGCCUAUGACCUCCUCCACGUGCUCCUGCUGCUGGUGCUGUCUUGGGGAUUCCUCCUCCUGUACUCUCCAGUAGACAUAACCCCCUAAAAUGGGUCCUGCCCAUCAUGCCUGCAGAGCCCUUUCAGUUCUUCAUAGGUCACGGAGUGCAGUGGGAAUUGCUGUUUGCCCCAAUCACUGGAGGCACAGACCUUCUGGGAAGGUCAGUGACCUGCAGUUACCCCUUACCUGGUGCUUUUCAGGCCAGAGGACCCUAUCUGGGUUAUAGGGUGAAAUACGUGCAAUUCUGCAGUUUUCCUCUGCUGUUGGAACAGUUUGGCAAAACCACUUUAAUAAGGGCAGAAAUAGAGGAAUUCUGGCUCUUAGGGUGAGUGACAAAGCUGGCUAAGAAAAACACUUGACAUCCUGA